Penicillium cosmopolitanum is the source of this 345-nucleotide messenger RNA. RefSeq lists its product as uncharacterized. The record is from RefSeq and is a predicted model, not a curated record. The coding region runs from base 1 to 345 and encodes 114 amino acids. NCBI's taxonomy places the organism in Eukaryota, Fungi, Ascomycota, Eurotiomycetes, Eurotiales, Aspergillaceae. The transcript has 2 exons.
AUGGCCGAGGCCUUGACCCUAACUACAAACUCGAGCAACCUGAUCAUCGGUGAACAUUAUUUCAAUGCCGCAGGAGAUCCCUUCUUUGAUUUGAGCAUGAGUGGGUCAGAUGCUUGGAUGGCGUGCAAGAAGGAUGCGUCUGUGAGCGCACCAACAAGAGUUUCUCGUAUAUCUGGAAAAGACGAGAGCGAUGUUCCAUGGUUAAAGCUUGAUUGCAAGGAUUGCAAGGGCGUCAAGGAAGUCUAUCGAGUAAUGACCAUCGGCGGAGUUGCUCCAACAACAUGCGUGGUGCAGAAUGAUACCGUACUCGUUGAAUAUGCCGCAGAAUAUUGGUUCUACGGAUGA